Pseudogymnoascus verrucosus is the source of this 555-nucleotide messenger RNA. RefSeq names its product ribosomal 60S subunit protein L23B (gene RPL23A). The record is from RefSeq and is a predicted model, not a curated record. Lineage: Eukaryota; Fungi; Ascomycota; Leotiomycetes; Thelebolales; Thelebolaceae. Bases 58 to 477 code for a protein of 139 amino acids. Gene Ontology annotation, biological process: translation. The transcript has 5 exons. Gene Ontology annotation, cellular component: ribosome; cytosolic large ribosomal subunit. Gene Ontology annotation, molecular function: large ribosomal subunit rRNA binding; structural constituent of ribosome.
AAGCAGCACAUCACGACCCUUUGAACUCACCACCAGUCUCAAAGAACCUCCGACAAAAUGGCCAAGAUCUCUCGUGGUGCCCCAGGUGGCAAGCUGAAGAUGACCCUCGGUCUCCCAGUCGGCGCCGUCAUGAACUGCUGCGACAACUCGGGUGCUCGUAACCUGUACAUCAUCUCCGUCAAGGGUAUCGGAGCACGUCUUAACCGUCUCCCCGCUGGAGGUGUCGGUGACAUGGUCAUGGCGACCGUCAAGAAGGGAAAGCCUGAGCUGAGGAAGAAGGUCAUGCCCGCGGUCAUUGUCCGCCAGUCGAAGCCAUGGAAGCGCACAGAUGGUGUCUUCCUCUACUUCGAGGAUAACGCCGGUGUUAUCGUCAACCCCAAGGGUGAGAUGAAGGGAUCAGCCAUCACAGGACCAGUCGGAAAGGAGGCAGCUGAGUUGUGGCCACGUAUUGCCAGCAACUCUGGUGUCGUCAUGUAAAGUGUCUUUCUUUCGGGGUUCCUGGCUGGAGUUGCUUUCUUGCAUGAGUCACAUAGCGUCUACAAAUCAAUGGGCACA